Molecule: messenger RNA, 2336 nt
Organism: Phyllopteryx taeniolatus (common seadragon)
Lineage: Eukaryota; Metazoa; Chordata; Actinopteri; Syngnathiformes; Syngnathidae
Gene: tpra1
Product: transmembrane protein, adipocyte asscociated 1
Exons: 11
Coding region: 250-1416 (388 amino acids)
Biological process (GO): G protein-coupled receptor signaling pathway
Cellular component (GO): plasma membrane
Molecular function (GO): G protein-coupled receptor activity
Source: RefSeq, a predicted model, not a curated record
CGCAUACGUCAUGUUCUAAUCUCGCGAGAUGUGCUCCGCGAGAUUGCAAAAUGUCAGUUGACCAUCGGUGAAUAUUAUCCACGGAACUCGCCAGAAAAACAAACAAAAAAACAUGUCCAGAUAUAUCCAAUAGUUGAGCGAGCUGUCUCGUUUAUAGGGCAGCAUGUGAAUCAUGCGCUAAAUGAUUUUCCCACAGCGUUUGCAGGAAUUAUACAAAGGAACCCGAGUCUUCUGAAAAGGCGUAAAACCAUGCUAGCCACGGCUGUGGUUAGGUUUGCUCAAUACAAUGGCAGUGUCACGUCUACACCACCGGAGAAUAUGUCGACAUUUUCCACCUGGCUACCUGAUUCCGAAGCCAACAUCAGCAAGCCUCACAAGUGUUUACAAAUUCUGUAUGAGGAUGUUGGUGACUCCAGGGUUCGUUUCUGGGACAUUCUUCUCCUCAUACCUAAUGUGGCCUUCUUUGUUUUCCUGAUGUGGAAGCUGCCUUCAGCCAGGGCAAAGAUUCGGAUCACAUCCAGCCCCAUCUUUAUCACCUUUUACCUACUGGUAUUUGUUGUAGCAGCAGUCGGAAUCACCCGGGCCAUUGUAUCAAUGACUGUUAGUGCAUCCAGCUCUGCUACCAUCAUCGACAAGGUAUUAUGGGAAAUCACCCGCUUCUUCUUACUGGCCAUUGAACUCAGUGUUGUCAUUCUGGGACUGGCUUUUGGUCACCUGGAGAGUAAUUCAAGUAUAAAGCGGGUGCUGGCUAUCACUGCUGUGCUUGCACUGGCAUAUUCCAUCACACAGGGCACUUUAGAGAUCCUAUACCCGGACAGUCACCUGUCCGCUGAGGACUUCAACAUCUACGGACAUGGAGGGCGACACUUCUGGUUGGCCAGCUCCUGCUUCUUCUUCUUGGUGUACUCUCUGAUUGUGAUCUUGCCUAAAACUCCAGUGAGGGAGAGGAUAUCUCUGCCAUCUAAGAAGAGUUUCUAUGUGUAUGCUGCCAUCCUGUCCUUAUUGAACUUCAUCCAGGGCCUGGGCAGUGCCCUUCUAUGUGCAGGAGUUGCAGAGGGACUGUGCUGUGUGGAUGUCACCACCUUCCUCUACUUCUCUGCUUUCGCGCCACUUAUCUACAUCACAUUCCUCAAAGGAUUUUUUGGCUCAGAACCCAAGAUCCUGUUCUCCUACAAGUCACAGGUGGACGAGGCAGAUGAAAGCGACGUCAACCUUCCACCGACUGUUGCGUCAACCCUUGGUCGCAGGGAGCCCACUGACCAGGGCCUGUAUUAUUCCUCCACCCAAUUUGACGGUGCCAGUCCCAGUAGUACAGGCAUGGUUGGAGCGUAUCUAGACGACAUUGCUUCUGGACCCUAUGGAUCCAGCAGCAUCAACAGCAUUGAAGCUGAUCGUCGGAGGCCCAUAAACGUCUAAUUCUGUCGUUGUGGUGGUGUCAUGCAUUUGGACUUAAAUGUCUGUAAAUGGUGUGAAGAGUCACAUGUAACUAUGGUCUUUCAAUGAGACCAGAGCAGUAUAGCAAUGGAUGAAGAUGUAAGGAGGGACAUUUUUCUAUCCAUUUAUUUUGAAGACCGUGACUGACAGACUUUUUUUGUUUUUGUUUAACACUGUUGCCAGUGUGCCCAGCUGCUGCAGCUCCUUGUUCAAGCUGACUUUUUCAGAUCUUCUUUCAUUCCGCUUUUCUUCAGCAAUUGCUUUGUCCUCAGUGAGGAAGAUUUCAUCAUUAAAACAGUGAAAAGUCAUAACAUUAUUUCAGAGACACUGAGUAUCAUUUGUACAUUCCCACUGAAAUGUUUCAGUAACUUUCUUUGCUUCCAUGUAUUGGUUGUAUGUCCUAAACUGUCAUGUCUCAAUAUACACAGCAGUGUUGUGUGCUUUUGUGACUGGUAUGGUUUUCCUUUUGAACUAAUUGCUGUUUUGUUAACAAAUGAAAGUGUUGUGUAUUGCUGUGUAAAAAGAAAGUGGAUUGAGAAUAACAUUUUCUGUGGUUCAAUUUAGAGCACCUUGACUGUCUACUGACAAACAACCAUGGUCUUAUCCUUUUUUGUUCUGUUUAUUGUGGGAUAUGGCAGUCCUACUCCUGGACACAUCGUCUAGGAAUCUAAUGAAAGUAUUGGUAUGAGUCAUUUUAACACCUUCAAGAGAUGAAGAGGAUCAUGGAUGGCUAAUCCAUGAUCCUCUUCAUCUGAGCUGGAAAUGGCUCAACUGCAGUUUUUUAGUCAAGAGCAAAAGCUGCCUCAUAUUUGUUUUUCACCUUUCAUUGAUGGUUGUGGGAGUGCUUGGAAAUCCAUUGGAAUAGAUGUGAAAGGAUCUAUGAAUUAAAACUACAAAGUGUU